AUGGAAGUGCAAAAUGUGAGUCAAACAAUGGGAUUAACUGAUUACAAGAAUGAAAGACUGAAACAAAUAUCGAAACAAAUUUACUCGAAAGUGGAUAAACUCCAGAAUCCUCCGAAAAAUCUUUGCGAUAGUGUCUCAAAAUUAAUUUGCAAACUCAGUGUUGACGCGGGCUUUGCAUCGGGGAUACAUGAAAUCUUAUGGUGUCUAUUGUCCGCCUAUUAUAACAAUCAAACGGUUAUUUUGAUUCCCGAUUGGACUAAAUAUUUUGGUCGCACUCCCGAUGUAUGGGAGCGAAUGUUUUUAUCACUUUUUACCACCCGUUCCCGUGAGAACUGGAACGAUAUCUUUCAGCCUUUAAGUACUUCUUGUGAUUAUAAAGAUCUACCCAAAGAUCAACUCAAUGCUCCCGAGCGGCCCAAUACUGUCAUCGAUAGGAAACUCAUGAAUGAAUUGCCAAAACAAUUUGGGAGUGAAUUAAUGGACAUUCUUGACGGUCCCAACUCAUGGUUUCACUCGCAGUUUGUGGGCUAUAUAUUGCGACCGCAGCCAAGACUUGAAGAAUUUAUCAAGAAUUUCAAGAAACAAAUUAAUUACAGACACCCUAUAGUAGGCAUUCAAGUUCGACGGACUGACAAAAUAAGUUAUGGAGAGGCUCUCUAUUAUCCUAUUUCUGAUUAUAUGGUUUCUGUUGAAGACUAUUUCGAUAAACUAGAGCUCACACAACAAGUACCUCAACGACUAGUUUAUGUGGCUUCCGAUGAUCCAUCAGUAUUGCCUCAACUCAUCAAACAGUAUCCUAACUAUGAGUUCAUUGGAAGCACUUCUAAUGCAAAGAUAGCUUUCAGUCAAACCACUAGAUAUUCAAAUGAAUCUCUUUGGGGAAUACUCGCAGACGUAUUCCUGUUAUCGGAAUCUGAUUAUAUUGUCUGCACUUUCAGUUCAGCCAUAUGCCGCCUUUCCUAUCAAUUAAUGCGAUACAAGCAAUUGGACGCCUCAUUGCAAUACCGAUCCCUAGACGUGCCCUUCCAUUAUCAUCACUCUCUCACUCCCAUCAGAGCUGUUGUUUACAAUCAUCGGCCAAAGUCUGAAGAGCAGUGGAAUCUAAGAAUCGGCGAUCGUUUGCACGAAAGAAUUAGGGGUCGAUUCACUGAAUGGUUUGAUCAGUCAAUCAAUGGCAGGGUUUAUGACGAUAUUGAGCUGGUUUAG
This is a messenger RNA of Oppiella nova, 1206 nucleotides long. NCBI's taxonomy places the organism in Eukaryota, Metazoa, Arthropoda, Arachnida, Sarcoptiformes, Oppiidae. The record is from the annotation of a GenBank genome assembly.